ACUACCUCAGCAGUAUGGAGCGUACAUCAGUGUUAGCGGCACGGCCCGACCCGUCUACCCUCGGUGCCAAGUUUACGCCUGGAACUCUGGGAUCAGCGUUUACUCCAUUAUCUCGAGUGCCACCCGCCUUCCCGCUGUUCCAGUCAUUACCAUUUUUGCAUCAAGUGCCACCUACCAGUGCUAAACAACACGCUCCCCUUGGUCUUGAAUCAAGACUGAUGGGGAUGCUGCAAAAUUACGGAUCUAUGCCUCUGGGUCAGCUGCCGUGGGCGGCUCUGGGUGCUGGCGACCUGGCCCUCAACCGUCUCCUGUUGACUCCUGGAGGCCGCCUCAGCCGACCCAAGAAGCGCUACAUCUGCAAGUAUUGUCAACGGGAGUUUACCAAGAGCUACAACCUGCUGAUCCACGAGAGAACACACACGGACGAGCGGCCCUUCCCCUGCGACAUCUGCGGCAAGGCCUUCAGGAGACAAGACCACCUCCGCGACCACAAGUACAUCCACAGCAAGGAGAAGCCCUUCAAGUGUGAGGUGUGUGGCAAGGGGUUCUGUCAGGCGCGCACCCUGGCCGUCCACAAGGCCCAGCACGCCCACGACUCCACCCCGCCCACGCCCAUCCUCACACCCACUUCACCACGUAUAUCUCCCGCCCUACCUACCUGUGACUCCCAUGAUACUGACGAAGUGGUUGACGUGCUUCACUGUGACGAUGACGACGUGGUAGAAGACGACGUGAUGCAAACAGUGACAGAGGAGGACGAGGAGCUGCCUGUGGUAGUGCCACCUCCCAAGAGACUCGGCUUCUCCAUCGCCGACAUCAUGAGAAGAUAGAGGUAGUGCACCCUUUCUCCCCCCUACCCAGUGCCAUGUCCCCCACCAAGCUUUAAUUAUUAUGUACAACUGCUGCAUAUUGUGGCUCUUAUUAUGUUGAAUAUUAUGUGUAUUAAAUUUGUAUGAUUUAUGUUUAUUAAAAAAUCUUGAAUGUU
This is a messenger RNA of Homarus americanus (American lobster), 985 nucleotides long. Its product is annotated as protein odd-skipped-like. Bases 15 to 830 code for a protein of 271 amino acids. The record is from RefSeq and is a predicted model, not a curated record. Gene Ontology annotation, molecular function: RNA polymerase II transcription regulatory region sequence-specific DNA binding; DNA-binding transcription factor activity, RNA polymerase II-specific. The transcript has a single exon. Gene Ontology annotation, biological process: regulation of transcription by RNA polymerase II; embryo development. Lineage: Eukaryota; Metazoa; Arthropoda; Malacostraca; Decapoda; Nephropidae. Gene Ontology annotation, cellular component: nucleus.